GCGAAGGAAUUGGUCUGCUUUGGCGAAACGUGGGUUACCGAACAUGAAAAUGACUUCGUUGGGCGACUAGCGAGUUUUUUUUUUUUUUAAAGGAAAAUUUGAAUGAUUUUUAUUUCCAAGUAUGAAUAAAACUUCUUUGACUCGAAAUAAUUAAUCGAACAAAAUGGCUAGAUUUUUAAGUAAAUUCAGACAAGCGAUGGUUUUUAAGUUAUCACAGAAAACAUUUUCUACAAAUGGAGAACAGGUUUUAACAAAAUUACUUCAUAAUAAGUUUCCCAAGGCUGCUACUAUAAAAGUAUCUGAUAUUUCAGGUGGAUGUGGUUCCAUGUUUGAAAUAAGUAUCGAAAGUAAAGAAUUUCAAGGUAAAAGCAGAGUUCAACAACAUAUGAUGGUUAAUCAGGCAUUAAAAAAUGAAAUCAAAGAUAUGCAUGGAUUGAGAAUAUUUACUUCAGUACCUGAAUCUUGAUAGGAAUGAAUUUUAUAUUAUCAAUAUUUUAUAGAGAAUUAUUUGUGUAGCGUAUUUAUUUGAAAAACAAUUUGAUCAUUUAAAUGUAAUUUGAAAAGUAUCAU
Messenger RNA from Centruroides sculpturatus (bark scorpion), 570 nucleotides. Its product is annotated as bolA-like protein 3. NCBI's taxonomy places the organism in Eukaryota, Metazoa, Arthropoda, Arachnida, Scorpiones, Buthidae. The coding region runs from base 164 to 466 and encodes 100 amino acids. The record is from RefSeq and is a predicted model, not a curated record. The transcript is spliced from 4 exons.